Messenger RNA from Microplitis demolitor, 480 nucleotides. RefSeq names its product 60S ribosomal protein L37 (gene RpL37a). Gene Ontology annotation, biological process: translation. Gene Ontology annotation, cellular component: ribosome; cytosolic large ribosomal subunit. The transcript has 4 exons. The record is from RefSeq and is a predicted model, not a curated record. NCBI's taxonomy places the organism in Eukaryota, Metazoa, Arthropoda, Insecta, Hymenoptera, Braconidae. The coding region runs from base 113 to 388 and encodes 91 amino acids. Gene Ontology annotation, molecular function: structural constituent of ribosome; RNA binding.
UAUAUUCCCGCGAUACUCUGACUACUUCCGGUUAAAAGUAACGACCUCUAUCACUAGAGUUCGCCCCAGUACCGAAGUCAGUCUUUUUCUGUUCGGAGCUUACAGUUCCAAGAUGACGAAAGGUACUUCCAGUUUUGGAAAGCGGCACAAUAAAACCCACACUUUGUGCCGAAGAUGUGGACGUAGUUCGUACCACAUCCAAAAGUCGAAAUGUGCUCAGUGUGGAUACCCAGCUAAAAAAAUGAGAUCAUACAACUGGUCAAUCAAAGCCAAAAGGAGGAAGACCACUGGUACUGGACGCAUGCGUCACUUGAAAAUCGUACGCCGUAAAUUCAAGAACGGAUUCAGAGAAGGAGUACCUAAGCCGAAAGCUGUCGCAGCGAAAUAAUUAAAUAGUUAUUAUAACAACAAUUUAAAUCGGCAGACAAUACAUCAAUAAAAAAUCUGUAACAUCUUUAUAAAAUCACGUAUUGUUUAUAA